GCCGCGAUGUUUGUUUGUUUAGGUAAUUAGGUUAGUGGAUAUAAUUUUAAUUGCGGUUUCGCAUAAUGAACUUCAUUAAUAUGUUUUUAAUUUUAUUUAUGAACUCUCUACUUAAAUUCGUAAGUACUGUGGAAUAUGAUGUUAAUGGAUACCUCGUUUAUUGUCCGUGUAUGGGUCGGUUUGGUAACCAAGCGGAUCAUUUCCUAGGGGCAUUGGCCUUUAGCAAAGGUUUGAAUAGAACGUUAAUUCUACCGCCAUGGGUAGAAUAUAGGUAUGGUGAACCUAAGUCAAUACAGGUUCCAUUUGAUACAUAUUUUAGAGUAGAUGCAUUAAAAGAGCACCACAGAGUUAUAACAAUGGAGUUAUUCAUGGAUGAAAUCGCAUCUGAAAUAUGGCCAUCUGACAAGAGAAUAUCAUUUUGUUAUACUCAAAGAAGUGGUGAAGAAGCACACAGUUGCAAUGCAAAAUCAGGAAAUCCCUUUGGACCAUUUUGGGAUAAAUUCAAUAUUGAUUUCAUAGGAUCAGAAUUUUAUGGUCCUUUGAAUUAUGACUUCCAUAACCAAAUAAUGAUGGAAAAAUGGAAACAAAAAUACCCAGCUGGUAAUUGGCCAGUUUUGGCUUUUACGGGUGCUCCAGCAAGUUUCCCUGUUCAAGAAGAAAAUUUAUUUUUACAAAAAUAUUUAAAAUGGAGUGAAGAUAUUGUCUAUAGAACUAAACAGUUUAUCAAGAGAAAUAUGAGUGGUGGUGGAUUUCUAGGAAUUCACUUACGAAAUGGACAGGACUGGGUAAAAGCUUGUCAACAUGUUCCUGAUAGUCCCACACUGUUUGCAGCUCCACAAUGUGUAGGAUACCGCAGUGAAAGAGGUCCACUAACUGUGUCCAUGUGCCUUCCACAUAGAACAGAUAUUAUAAAGCAAAUAAAGAGAGUAUUGAAAAAGCUCAAUGGUACCAAGUAUGUGUUUGUAGCAUCUGAUUCAAAUCAUAUGAUAGAUGAAAUAAACACAGCUGUUCAACGUUUAGGUGUAACUGCCAUCAGACAACAACCUGCAAACCCACAUUUAGAUCUAUCAAUUUUAGCACAAGCCAAUUACUUCAUUGGAAAUUGUGUGUCAUCAUAUACUGCAUUUGUAAAAAGAGAGAGAGAUGUAAAGGGACUACCAUCUGAAUUCUGGUCAUAUCCACAAAGGAAAAAGCAAAAGCAUGAAGAACUUUGAGAACUUUUUGAACUAGAUAGAUUUAUUUAAGACGAGAAAGUACAAUUUUAUGUUUGAUAUGCAUAGAUGAUAUGGUACCAAAAAAGUAUUAUUUUGGAACAUUUAAAGAUAUAUUCAAAUAAAGAAUGACUGGUUUUUUACCUAAA
This is a messenger RNA of Ostrinia nubilalis (European corn borer), 1360 nucleotides long. It is a transcript of the gene pofut1, whose product is annotated as GDP-fucose protein O-fucosyltransferase 1. The transcript has 4 exons. Gene Ontology annotation, biological process: Notch signaling pathway; protein O-linked glycosylation via fucose. The record is from RefSeq and is a predicted model, not a curated record. Bases 66 to 1214 code for a protein of 382 amino acids. Gene Ontology annotation, molecular function: peptide-O-fucosyltransferase activity. NCBI's taxonomy places the organism in Eukaryota, Metazoa, Arthropoda, Insecta, Lepidoptera, Crambidae.